Molecule: messenger RNA, 932 nt
Organism: Pseudocercospora fijiensis CIRAD86
Lineage: Eukaryota; Fungi; Ascomycota; Dothideomycetes; Mycosphaerellales; Mycosphaerellaceae
Exons: 2
Coding region: 480-731 (83 amino acids)
Source: RefSeq, a predicted model, not a curated record
GCAUAUGAACUAUCCGUCCUCACAGGCACACAAGUGCUGCUGCUUGUUGUCUCCGAGACUGGUCUUGUCUACACAUUCACAACGCCCAAACUCCAGCCGCUCGUGACCAAGCCAGAAGGCAAGAACCUCAUUCAGGCCUGCUUGAACGCGCCCGAACCCGCCGAUAGCAACGGUGUGGAUGGCGAUGGCUCUGCAGUCGACUCACCAGAAGAGCAACAAGCCGCGCCGCCGCCCAUGCCACAAAGCAUGCCACAGCAGGGCAUGCCGCGAAAUCAGCCCCAACAGCCGUACAUGACCGCCGACCAGCAACAAGCACUUCAAUAUCAAGCCUAUCUGCAGCAGCAACAGGCCGCGCAACAAGGCGCGUAUCCAAUGCCGCCGCAGCAACAGAUGCACUCGCGGGGUUAGGAAGCUCGCGAUGAGAUGCCACAAUACGACGGUCAUACCGUUGACACCAAAGCGCAGCUCGUCGAAUAAACAUGCAUGCUAAGGACACAACGGCAGAUGAUCAUGACACACAAGACCACGGAAAGGACAGUUACGCAAAGCGACUGGGACAAGUGACUGACUAUGGACGGUCAUCAGCGGCAUUCGUCAACUUCAGGAAGGGAUGCGUGGACGGCGAUCUUGGCGUUGCGAGGCGUCGAAGAUCAGCUGUGUACUCUGGCGGCGAUUACCUCUUUUACGGUGCUCAUGGUUAUGACUCGGGUUUUUUGAUGCGAGACUUCUGAAGGUCUUUUAGCUGCUGCUUUUGCUGUGCUGAGUACCACGUACAAAAGCCAUCACUAGUAAUACGGAGAGGCUUGAUGAUCCGAUGACAUUCUCCUCUUCCCCCAGGGCGCGGAAGCCUCUUGGUCUGUACGGCUGCGACAGAUAGCUUCGUCCAUGUGACAUGUAUUAUUAUACAUCUAAGUCUGAAGUAUUUCUCCAAG